Molecule: messenger RNA, 687 nt
Organism: Hansenula anomala
Lineage: Eukaryota; Fungi; Ascomycota; Saccharomycetes; Phaffomycetales; Wickerhamomycetaceae
Product: alpha/beta hydrolase
Exons: 1
Coding region: 1-687 (228 amino acids)
Cellular component (GO): nucleus; cytoplasm
Source: RefSeq, a predicted model, not a curated record
AUGUCUGCUAAAAAAGUCAUAUUCCUACACGGAUACGCCCAAUCGGCCUCAAUAUUCUCAGGGAAAACAGGUGGUCUUCGAAAAACCUUGAAAAAACAGGGAUAUGAAUCCAUUUACAUCAAUGCCCCAAUGAAGUUGAAAGGCGAUCAACUUCAUGAUCCAUCUUCAGAAGAAUUAGACCUAUACGGAUGGUGGCCAUAUGGGAUGGAUGAUUAUGAAGUCCAACCGGCUAUUGAUCUUGUUUUGGGCCAAACGAAUGGUGAUGAACAAGUUGAAGGUAUCAUUGGUUUCAGUCAAGGUGCUGGUUUAAGUGGUGCUAUAGUGGCUAAAUAUAAAGAAGCUUUACCUUCUUUAAAAUGGGUUGUUUUCUUCAGUGGGUUCAGAUUGAAACCUGCUAAGUUUGACCAUUGGUAUGAUUCAAAGAUUGAUUUACCUUCUUUGCAUGUUAUUGGUGAAUUAGAUACUGUUGUGGAGGAAGGUCGUUCAAUAAGAUUGUUGGAUUCCUGUAUUGAUGAAAAGAAAACUCUAUUGAAACAUCAAGGUGGCCAUUACGUGCCGAAUAAUAAAGAUUUUGUCAAUAAAGUUGUUGCAUGGAUACAGGCAAAUGGUAUCGAAAAGAUUGAAGAAAAGAAUGAAAUCGAUGAUGAUGAUUUGAUGGCACAAAUUGAUAACUUGGGUAAAGCUUAA